Messenger RNA from Scylla paramamosain (green mud crab), 1343 nucleotides. RefSeq lists its product as uncharacterized. The record is from RefSeq and is a predicted model, not a curated record. The coding region runs from base 427 to 1086 and encodes 219 amino acids. The transcript is spliced from 6 exons. NCBI's taxonomy places the organism in Eukaryota, Metazoa, Arthropoda, Malacostraca, Decapoda, Portunidae.
UGUUAUCUGUGUUAAAGAAAAUGUAAGUUGUGUUCUAUUGGAAUAGGAGAAGUUUGGUACGCUUCUUUGUGGUGUUUUGUUUCACCCACUACCUGUGAACAUGGUCGGCCUGGCGGGUUGUCUAAGCCGGCCCACCAAUGUACUGUGGGUUGUUGUGUUGGGUAGUCCUCUGUGCUACAGACGGAGAAUGUAGGGACGCCCUGGACCUCAUGUCGGUUGGUGUGUUGGUUGGUCCUCCGUGCUAGACAGAGUUGUGAGGACGCCCUGGACUGGAUGAUAGUUGGGGUGACAUGUCAGGUGUGCUACGGGGAUUCGAAGAGCGUCAGUGUGGGCCACUGAAGUCGAAACACUUCAAGCAAUAAACACCUGUUACGAUUUGUGGUUUAUUACACAUUUGGAAUCCCCAACAUUUCGACUUCAACCACAAUGGGCUGGCAAGAGGAGAUGGAAUUGUUAAAGAGGAAGAGGGCCAUUGCCAAGGGGAAAUUCACAAGAAAGGUGACCCUGCUGGAUGAGGGUGUACGGGAAGGUGAGCCAGUAUCAGUAUUGAAGAAUAACUAUGAACAGAUUUCUGAGGCCUUUCAACACCUAGAAGACAGUAAUGAUGUGAUAUUAAAAUAUGUGUGUGAUAAUAAAUUAGAAGACAAGUUAGUUAAGGAGGCUGAAGAAUACAUGAUAGAUUGUGAAAGAAUCAUGAAGAAAAGACUAACAGAAAUUAGUAGCAUUGAAAACAUACAGAACAGUGUCAAGCCUAAAGUAAAGAUAAAGGCAUUUGAGCCUCCUAAAUUUGAUGGGAAUUUAAGAGAGUACCCUCGUUUUAAGGAGGACUUUAAAAAUCUAGUCAAAAGUGUGUAUGGUGAAGAUGCGUAUGCAUUGAAAAUGUGUCUCAGUGGUGAUGCCCUUCAGACUGUCAGAGGUGCAGAAGACGGAGAAUGUAGGGACGCCCUGGACCUCAUGUCGGUUGGUGUGUUGGUUGGUCCUCCGUGCUACAGACAGAGUUGUGAGGACGCCCUGGACUGGAUGAUAGUUGGGGUGACAUGUCAGGUGUGCUACGGGGAUUCGAAGAGCGUCAGUGUGGGCCACUGAAGUGAGUACAUUAUGGGAAUUUAUUGAGUAUUAUGAGUGAUAUACAAGUGAAGUUUAGUUGGAUUUUGUAUACUGAUUGUUGCUUUAUUUUUAUAUUUGGGAUAUGAUUGUAACGGAUGUCAGAAUCUCUACAUGAAGUGUUAUUUUCUUGGUACCAUUGUGAGGGAUUGAACUGGGUGUACUAUGAUAUGUGGAUGUGUAUUGAUUUGCCCAUGUUUGCAGGUCGAAACACUUCAAGCAAUAAACACCUGUUACGA